Molecule: messenger RNA, 3225 nt
Organism: Corythoichthys intestinalis (scribbled pipefish)
Lineage: Eukaryota; Metazoa; Chordata; Actinopteri; Syngnathiformes; Syngnathidae
Gene: thap11
Product: THAP domain containing 11
Exons: 1
Coding region: 314-1135 (273 amino acids)
Biological process (GO): regulation of transcription by RNA polymerase II
Cellular component (GO): nucleoplasm
Molecular function (GO): RNA polymerase II cis-regulatory region sequence-specific DNA binding
Source: RefSeq, a predicted model, not a curated record
AGUCCUAAAUGGUGGACUGUUUCGUUGUCAUCCAAACGAAGAAGUAUAACUAAUCGUAUAUUUCUUUGAACAAAAUGCUACCCUCGAAUUACAACAGUACAUUUUAUGGGCGCGCAGACCGCCAAAAGCAGCUUUUAUUUAAACUCCGGCACAGCCAAAAAUUGGCUUCGUCCGGUGGAAAAUAAACAGGAAGUAGUUAGCGUUGUGGGACGUGUAGUUCCGGCUACAGGCCGCUCAGAAAGAUAACGCACACAAUAAAGAAAAUCCUAUAAAUUAUACGUGCGGAUUGAUUUUGCUGGCUAUCGGCGUCAACAUGCCUGGAUUCACCUGCUGUGUACCCGGCUGCUACAGCAAUUCACAUCGGGACCGCGAUCUGCGCUUCUACACCUUCCCGAAGGACACAGCGCUCAGAGAAUUGUGGCUGAGGAACAUCUCCCGGGCCGGGGUCAGCGGCUGUUUUAGCACCUUCCAACCCACCACGGGGCACCGCGUGUGCAGCGUGCACUUCGUCGGCGGGAGGAAAACCUACAGUAUCCGCGUGCCUUCGCUUUUCCCUCUGAGGGGCGUCAACGAGCGCAGGAAUCGGCGUGGCAGAGGUAAGAAGCUGUCCUCGGCUGUAGCCCCCGCCGGAGCCACCUCCGCCGCCACCACCGGCCUGGUUAUUAACACCGUAUUGGGGAACACGGCCGAGGUCACCGGCGGCGAGGCCAACGACGACAGCAUCACGGUUGUGCAGAUCGGUCAAAACGGGGAGUAUCUGGGCACGGCGCGGCUGCCCGUGGCCACCGAAGCGCCGUUCACCGCGCCCAUCGAAUCGUCCGACGAACUUGCCGUCGCUGCGGACGACCCUUCAUCGGCGGAGGCGAAGCAGGCAGUCGUUCAGUACGUCAGCGUGACCAGCAGCCCGCUGGACCACUCGUACUCGCUGACCACCGGCACAACGUCGGCCGAGCUGCUGCGCAAACUCAACGAGCAGCGGGACAUCAUCGCCCUCAUGGAGGUGAAGAUGAAGGAGAUGAAGGCCACCAUUCGCCAGCUCCGGGUGAUGGAGGCCAAGCUGCUGGAGGAUGUGCGGGAGCGGGACCGGCUGCUCGGCGGCCAUCCGGUGCCUCUCAACGUCAACAAGAAAAUGUAAACAGAGACAAGUGGAACUGAGCCUUUGUACAAAAAUGUAUUUUCAAUAUCUGCAGAGUUGAUUAUUUUGAAGCCCUGCUCGUGCAUAAAGAUGUCUAGCUGUAGUUCUGUAUAACUGAUAGUGACAAGUCGAAAGCCGUUUGAGCAUUUGCAAUUCAGUUGAUGAAGCAAAUUUAUGAUUCGGGAUGAUUUCGUCACAAAAUAUUUGUGAUACAUUUUGAAUAUGUAUUUUGGGGGGCAAGCUGGGCUAUGGGGAAAAUGAAUUGAAUGAAUUUUCAGUGGGCCUCAACUGUUACAAGAAGGAUUUUGAUCUAUUUAUUUGACUUUCUUUAUACAGUAAUUCCGCUUAAGGUACAGUACACUCAAAAUCCGCAUAGUAGUAGAACAACCAGGGAAAACUAUAGUAAAUGACUAUAAGUUACAUUUGUUUUACUACCGAAUGAUAGGUCCAAUCUAUAUUGUUGACAUCUACAUUCUACUAGUUGUCACAAUGAAACACAAAAUCUUACAAAUAAGUAGAAUAUGUUAGAAUUAAAACUGGUAGCAUGUAUUCUACCAAAGCUUGGCCGGCUGUCCAUAUAGCUGUUUGGGCAUUUCCUAAGUUGUGACACAAUACAUCACACCAGUAGGACAACUUCGUAAAACAAAAAGCACAUAUUUGUCAUUGAGUGAAGUUUUGACUUACUUGUAACAAGUUCUGUAGUUGUUUUAUUAGUAUACCAAAGUAGUCAAAUAAUUAAACUGCUCGAGUAGACUCAGAAAAUUAAACACACUUGUAGAAUGACUUUUCAUAUACCAUUGGAGGACACUAAUUUUAAAUAGUGAGCAUUUUGUUGCUGCUAUAAGAACCAGAUGGCAACUUGCGUGUGACGUCUACUAGUUUGGCCUUGUAAUGUUAAAUGAAUUGCAGUUGGUUAUUAAUAAGGUUAUUUUGCAUACUGUUAGGCCAAAUCUGUUAUUCUUGCUGCUAGCGUGCUUAAUUGUCUUACUAGUAUAUGAUCUGGAUAUUGGUGAUUUUGAUGUAAAUAAAUACUCCAACGGCUUUCCAUCAUGUCAAUUAUCUUUAGAUGCUAUUUCAUCUACUUUACAGUUAUAGUUUGCAUAUCCUUGCAAGUUAAACUAACUAAAAUAUUGAUGAGCAUCAAGACAGAAUAUUUAUAGUCCAGGAUAUUCACGUUUCAAUUUGGGAUGUCUCGAUCGCAUAUUUUUGCACCUGAUUCCGAGUCACCUCAUUUUGAGAAUCUGCAGAUACCAAUUUAAAAAAAAGAAUUGAAUAAAAGUUGGACUUGCGGAAUAUAAAACGUAUAUAUACAGUACGUAUAUAUUUUUCUUUUGGCAAUGCCAUUGUAUUUCUGGAUUAUUUUCUUACUUUUUAGCCCCUAAAAAAAUGAAAAACAAAUAGAGUUAAAAAAAAAUUAUUAUUACAAACCUGAUCAUUUUCACCCGAUUCCGAUCCUCUGAAAACUGGCCUGAUUGAAAAUUCGACGUCAAUGAAAUUUUCGAAUGCAUUUAGACAGGCUUUGCUGAACUUAUUCAUCUGAAAAUUAAGACAUAAAUUUGAAAUAUGUUUUGUACUCGUGAAAAAUCAACGACAAAAAAGUUAUUUAUUUCAAUUUACAUUUUGUGCCAGAUCAAUUAAAUGUUUUAUGUAUUUUAGAGGGAUUUUUGAUCCAAUAAAAACUGACACAUAUACUUGUUUUGGGAAAACCUGUAUAAAGCAUUGAAAAUCUCAGCCCACUCUUCCAAAUUAAUAUUUUUGCUAUAAUUUUUUAUUUCUGUUUGCAAUAUGAAUAUAGAUGAAGUUUUUUCAACAGAAGCUUUUUGCAUUAAGUGUGUUUCCAUUGUGGAUUUUAGAGACUAAAGGUUCAACAUAUCAACAUGCUGCUUAUGUCAUUCAUAAGUGCUUGUUUUUGUGUGUCUGGUGCAUUUAAUGUCCCUGUGGACGGUGAGGUGUUUGGCCCUUCGCACAAUUUUAUUAAUGGCUGCAUCACAAGAAGUGCUUCUAUGCACAUGUUACAUAUGGACAUUACUGAUUUUUGGAUUGACAGUUAUCACAUUAAAUUGCAUUUUGAAGUAGAUCUGUUUGACUUC